Medicago truncatula (barrel medic) is the source of this 1191-nucleotide messenger RNA. Its product is annotated as vesicle-associated membrane protein 724. The record is from RefSeq and is a predicted model, not a curated record. Gene Ontology annotation, biological process: vesicle-mediated transport. Bases 107 to 772 code for a protein of 221 amino acids. The transcript is spliced from 5 exons. Lineage: Eukaryota; Viridiplantae; Streptophyta; Magnoliopsida; Fabales; Fabaceae. Gene Ontology annotation, cellular component: membrane.
GUAUAGAAAUUGGAAAAAAGUUGGGCGGUAGAUAGAUGCAAAACAACAACACGAAGCUUUCUCUUUCUAUCUGAGUUGCUCCGAGUUAACUCAGUUACAGAGCACAAUGAGUCAAGAAUCGUUCAUAUACAGCUUUGUAGCUCGUGGAACGAUGGUGUUAGCUGAGUACACCGAGUUCACUGGUAACUUCCCUGCCAUUGCAGCUCAGUGUCUUCAGAAACUACCUUCUUCCAAUAACAAGUUCACAUACAGCUGUGACCAUCACACCUUUAAUUUUCUUGUUGAAGAUGGUUAUGCUUAUUGUGUUGUUGCCAAAGAAUCUGUUAGCAAGCAGAUCUCCAUCGCUUUCCUUGAACGUGUCAAAGCAGACUUUAAGAAAAGAUAUGGUGGUGGAAAAGCAGAUACAGCUAUUGCCAAAAGUCUGAACAAGGAAUUUGGACCGGUUAUGAAAGAACACAUGAAGUAUAUCAUUGAUCAUGCCGAAGAGAUUGAAAAGCUAUUAAAAGUGAAGGCUCAAGUUUCAGAAGUUAAAAGCAUCAUGUUAGAAAAUAUAGACAAGGCUAUUGAUAGAGGAGAAAAUUUAUCUGUUCUUUCAGACAAGACUGAGACAUUGCGCGCACAAGCUCAAGAUUUCAGAAAGCAAGGAACACAGGUCCGUCGGAAGAUGUGGUAUCAGAACAUGAAAAUUAAAUUGGUUGUUCUCGGAAUUCUGUUGUUUUUGGUUCUGGUUAUCUGGCUCUCCAUUUGCGGUGGAUUUAACUGUUCAAAUUAGCAAUAAUUGAAAGUUUACUAAUCAGGUUUUUCUUUUAAGAGUUCAAUAACUAUAGACUGAUUGUAUAAGAAAGUUUUGUAAGACAUCUAAUCAUAUUUUACCAGGUCAUAAUAUCGCUUCAUAAAUUUUUUCUGACGUGGAAUCACACUUCAUAAGUUAUCGACGCGGUGAAGAUGGUGAAAGUAUGAUUGGAUGUUUUGUAAAAUUUUUGUGUACUCUCAGGAUAUAGUUAUUGUUUUUAUUUAUAAAUGAUGUAACAUAGAAGAAAAUCAACCCAGGAGGGGCAGUUUCUCAGUUGGAAAAAAGUUUCCUGCCUUGUUGCUGGUGGAUAAAGAUAUGAAUGUUAUUGUUAUUGGUAAUUGUUAAAUAGAAGGAAAGGGUAUAUCAGUUUAUCCUGUGAUGGACUGUUUGAUCUGCAA